Gossypium raimondii (Peruvian cotton) is the source of this 2932-nucleotide messenger RNA. RefSeq names its product serine/threonine protein phosphatase 2A 57 kDa regulatory subunit B' beta isoform. The record is from RefSeq and is a predicted model, not a curated record. Lineage: Eukaryota; Viridiplantae; Streptophyta; Magnoliopsida; Malvales; Malvaceae. Bases 883 to 2349 code for a protein of 488 amino acids. The transcript is spliced from 3 exons. Gene Ontology annotation, cellular component: protein phosphatase type 2A complex. Gene Ontology annotation, biological process: signal transduction. Gene Ontology annotation, molecular function: protein phosphatase regulator activity.
GCUCAUAAAGAAUUUGAAAGGUUCUCAAAACAGAAGAACAAACGUCAACAGCAGACAAAACCAGCUGGCCCGCAUAGCAAUCAAUUAGUCCUAGAAAGUAACGAUCAAAAAAAUAAAGAUGAACUUCAUGAACCUGCAGCAGCACCUCUUCGACACCCAAUAUCAGCCAGACGAGCUCUCCACAGCAUCUGCAACACUCAGCAAGCAACCAAGAGCAACCAACGCUUUGAAACUAUUAUUGGAGAUUCAAGGAACCAUCUCCAACCUCAAAGCGAAACCACAUGCAAAAUCAGACCCUUUGACUCCAAAGCAACCAGUCCUUCUUCACCGCCAGCCUCACGGACUCCGGUACACCAUCAGCCCAGUUACCACACACCCUCCUCCUCCGACCUUCCAGCGCCAGGACGUGCGCCGCAUUGUUGACCGUCCGGGGCACAAAGUUGGAAUCCCCUUCCACCAACAGUCGCCGAAAGCCCAUCAUGCGUGCAAGGAGUAGCGCCCAAUAACAAAAAUAUUUUAAAAAAUAAUAUUUUGUAAAAUAAAAAUAUCUGUUAAUUGCCUUAAUUACCCUCCACUUAUCUCACUCACCUUUUUCCUUUUUUUUUCUUUUACCUUAAAUUACUUUGUUGAUUAAUUGUCGGAAAACCACCGCCGUUAGAUCAACUGACCAACAUUCCGGCGAACUCCCUUUUCCGAUGACAAUCUCCAGUUUCCCGAUCAACCAACGGUGACAAAACCGAUGAAGUCUCCGUUCUCCUUUCUUUAGAUCAAUCAACGGUGACCAACAUUCCAUGCAUGCCGAUCCAUUGAAAGCGCGAAAUCACAGCCGUCGAAUUCCUAAUCUUCAUUAGGAUUUUGUUAACGUUUAUCGUGGGAUUCAAUAUGUUUAAGAAAAUUAUUAAAGGAGGGCAUAAGAAGCAUUCGAAAUCAGAUUCCAUUGAUGGAUCUUUACACGGGUACGGUUUACCCGGUUCCGGUCAUCCGGGUUCGGGUUCGGGUUCCUCUGUAGUCGUCAACUAUGCUUCCUGGCCCGGACAUAACGCAAAAUCCUCAAAUCCCUGCCCCCGUACGACACUGCCACCGAUGUUCGCCGUUGAACCCUUGCCGUUAUUCAAAGACGUAGCCGUUUCCGAUAGGCAAAACCUGUUCCUGCGGAAAUUGCAGAUUUGUUGCUUCCGAUUGGAUUUCUCCAAUACCUUGAAAUUGGUCCGUGAGAAAGAAAUCAAACGGCAAACGUUGCUUGAACUCGUCGAUUUCAUUCAAUCCGGGUCGGGUAAAAUCACGGAGCGGUGUCAGGAAAACAUUUUCCGAUGUCUCCCGCCGGCGUCUCACGAAAACACGGGGCAAGAAGCCAAGGAUCCUGAAGACGAGGAACCUUAUUUGGAACCCUCGUGGCCGCAUUUACAGCUUGUUUACGAGCUUCUUUUGAGAUACAUUGUUUCUUCAGAUACAGACACCAAAGUUGCCAAAAAACACAUUGAUCAUACCUUUGUUUCCAAGUUAAUUGAUUUGUUUGGUUCAGAGGAUCCCAGGGAAAGAGAGUAUUUAAAAAUGAUUCUUCAUAGGAUUUACGGUAAAUUCAUGGUGCAUAGACCCUUAAUUAGGAAAGCCAUAAAUAACAUUUUCUAUAGGUUUAUAUAUGAAACCCAGAGACAUAGUGGUAUUGGUGAGCUUUUGGAGAUUUUAGGAAGUAUUAUUCAUGGUUUCACUUUGCCCAUGAAAGAAGAACAUAAGUUGUUCCUUGUCAGAGCAUUAAUUCCUUUGCAUAAGCCGAAAGCUGUUUCGGUAUAUCACCAGCAAUUGUCUUAUUGUGUAGUACAGUUUGUUGAGAAAGAUUAUAAGCUUGCCGAUAAAGUUAUUAGAGGGUUAUUGAAGUAUUGGCCAAUGAUUAAUUGUCAAAAGGAAGUUCUUUUCCUUGGAGAACUUGAGGAAGUACUCGAAGCAACGCAGACUGCCGAGUUCCAACGAUGUAUUGUUCCACUUUUCAGACAGAUUGCACGAUGCCUCAAUAGUGCUCAUUUUCAGGUUUCAGAAAGAGCUCUCUUCUUGUGGAAUAAUGAGCACAUUAUGGGCUUAGUUGCCCAUAAUCGGCAGGUGAUAUUACCGAUAAUCUUUGAGGCAUUGGAACGGAAUAUCCAACAUCAUUGGAAUGAGGCCAUUCAUGGGUUAACCGCAAAUGUGUUGAAGAUGUUCUUGGAAAUGGAUGCCGAGUUGUUCGACGAGUGUGAGACACGGUUUGAAGAGAAAAAAGCCAAAGCCAGAGAUGUGGAAGAGCAACGAGAAAUGAUAUGGGAAAAACUAGCGGAUGCAGCAGCGGAAAGAGGUGAAGACCAUAUGGUUACAGUCUAACCGAUUAGUCGGAGUUGGAUUCAAGCAGACUCCUCAAUUUUAAUGGUAUUCUCUCUCUUAACCCUCUCUAAUAAUUAUUCUUUUCUUCUCUCCAAAUUUUUAUUCAAUUUGAUCAUUGAAAUAUAGCCAGAUUAAGGUGGCAUUUGAGUUCUUAUCAUGUCCUAGUUUCAUUAGAAUGUGAUUACCGGGAAUCUGAUUGCUGCAUAUUAAAAUGUUAGAAUCAUAAACUUUACAGCAAUUAAAGUAGGCAUUUGGUACCUUAUCAUUUCCUCAUUUUAAUGGAAUGUGAUUACUGAUAAGUUGAUUGCUGGUUGCUGGAUAUUAAAAAUGUUAGAAACAUAACAUUUAGGUUGUUUGAUAGUUUUAUUUUUGCAUGAAGUCAAGGGUUCGAUUAUGGUUUGUAUUUCACUUCCUCUUCCCUUUUAAUACCUAUAAUUUCUGUAAAACGCACUUAAGCGCGUUUAAACUCAUAUUCUCCUAAUUAUUGCAAUAACAAUGGUGUCAGUCUAGUUUAAGGCUCAAUUUGAGAAUUCUAUGGUAGAUGUUAAAUUUUGCUUUUAUGUAUAGAAAAUAUAUUGGCGUA